Molecule: messenger RNA, 3905 nt
Organism: Coregonus clupeaformis (lake whitefish)
Lineage: Eukaryota; Metazoa; Chordata; Actinopteri; Salmoniformes; Salmonidae
Product: zinc finger protein 354B
Exons: 8
Coding region: 291-3656 (1121 amino acids)
Source: RefSeq, a predicted model, not a curated record
GUCAUCAAAUGCUGUCCUUCGGCAAGUUCGUUUGAAUUCCUUUCGUUCUAUUUCCUAACAUCUUUCGAUAUAGCGAUAUUCAGUUACGCAGGACGACUUCAAAGAAGACCACCUGGAACUCGACCAUAGUUCCUUGUAGAUGACGUCAUGAUUGGAACUAGCCCACCACUUUGUUUGGUCGACCAAAGGUAUUGAAUUUAGCUCUUACCACUCAUAUAUUAACCAUGUACUAUCUAAUUUACUAGCUGCUGUAGGCUACUAUCAACAAAACUAGAUCAACAUUAUCGACAAUGGCAUUGGCAGACGAUGUCGGAUGGCUAUGGUCCCCGGAGGAGACAAAGGCGCUGAUCUCGGUAUGGUCAGACGAACAGAUUCUUCUGAAAAUGGAGCAAACGUGUAGAAACAAACAUGUUUACAGGGAAAUUUCGGAGCGGCUAAAUGACCUUGGUGUCAAACGGACGUGGAAGCAGUGCCAAAAUAAAAUGAAGGCCUUGAAGUAUAGAUACGGACAAACACGCAGAGACCCAUGCAAUAGUGACCGAACGACCUGUCCAUUCUUUUCUGAACUGGACGAAUUUCUCGCUGCCAUGCCUGAUAUGACGGAGUCCAAGGAAACUGGCGAUGCGGAAGGUCGUCCUCUUCCUCUGUCUUCUCUGCGUCUUUUGGUUCCUCCACUGCGGCUGGUGUCUGCAGCUCUGUGGCAAGUUGUUCAGCGGAGAGACACAAUGGACUACGGGUUGGUGGAGGAGUUUGUAACCACUGUGUUGGAGAUAAUCCCUGAUCUGAUGAGUUACAGAGAGAAAGUCCAACUCAUCAUGGGGCUGCGAGCACAGUUGGUUCUGGAGUUGUGUCGCUCUGAUCAUUCAGCUGACCUGGAGACCAUCCAGCCACACCUGAGCAAGAUGAGGACCUGCAUCAUCACUCAUAGAGAACGGGAGAUAGAUCCACAGGUCGAGGCAUCAGAGUCAAACUUCUUGGAACUUGUCCAAACUCUUCUAGAUGACCCAAUUGAGAGGGAACACUUCUUCCAGGAAGUUUUUCCAGAAGAAUUCGGCCCCAUGUAUGACACAGCACUGCAGACUCUGAUGUGGGAGUUCCUCUCCAGGCUGGAGAAGCUGCUUCCAACACCAACAUUUCAACAGACUGCAUCAUGGCUCAGACCUGCCCACUCUAUGCUGAAGGAGUGUGCACAGUCUGUGACUCAACCUCAGCCUUUGAAGACCCUUCUCCAGCACCACAGAUGCCAUGACCAUUUGUUCACUAAUGCUCAUUCUUCUUGUGCCGAUGAUCGCAUCCUCUCUUCACUGUAUCACACGCUCUCAGAGAGGGUGGAAAUGGACAUUGAUGAAGCACGCUCACAUAGCCAGUCUAUAGCCACAUGUGCACCCAGAAAUGAAAGGGACACUUUGAUAGAGCAAGAUAAUGCAGAGAAGGAGCGGGGGAUGAGUUUGGACACGGUUAAGAAGGCAGUGGAAAUGAUGGAUAGAAGGACAGAGGAAUGGGGAGAGAACAACUAUGAGGAGAGACUGCAACAUCAGUUGGCUUAUGAUGUUUUACAGGUAGAGAUUGUAGAUGGAGAAGACAUGUCCUCAACGUCAUUGACAACAGCCGACAAUGUCGGAGGGACCUGGUCCCCAAAGGAAACAGAAGCGCUAAUCUCUGUAUGGUCAAACAAACAGAUUCUUCAGGAGAUGGAACGAAGUUAUAGAAAAAAACAUGUGUAUAGCGAAAUUUCAAAGCAGAUGAAGGACCUUGGCGUCAAAAGGACUUGGAAGCAGUGUCAAACAAAGAUAAAGGACAUGAAGUUCAGCUACAGACAAACACUGAGGAACCCAAGCAGUAGUGGCCGAGUGACCUGUCCAUUCUUUUCUGAACUGCACACAUUUCUUGCCGCCACACCUGAUACAACUGAUAUCCAGUUUCCUGAGUCUAAGGAAACUGGCAAGGUUUCAGAUGCAGAAGUCAAGUCCUCAGAUCAGGAUGAAGGGCCUUCUGUGGAUGUCAAGUUAGAGAAUCUACAUGAGGAAAUGGCUUCCAGAAAAGAGACACACAAGACACUCACCGGAGAGCAAACAGAAGGGAGGAAAUUGGAUGAGGCUUUUCACAGCCCUCAAUGUCACAGCAGAAUGAAAAUCAGAAGAAUAUCCCACCGUUGCGAACAGAUGGUUGAAGACAAGUCAGAUUUGGACCUUCAGCCCGUAGUGCUGUUGACACCACUUGAUGAAACCCUUCUGAUGACAGGUGGUGCUCCUCGUCCUGUUUCCCAUACCACAGGGCAGUCUUCUAAAAGAAGCAAACGUGCCAAAAUAUGCUCCUUAUGUGGGAAGAGUUUUGUUGAAGCAAAAGAUUUGACAACACACAUGAGAACUCACACUGAACAGAGCCCUCACCAGUGCACCCAGUGUGGGGAAGGCUUUGAACAUCAGGACGACUUACAAAAACAUCAGCAGAAUGAGUGUGAUGAGAUGAUGAACCAACAGGAGGCCAAUGAACACCAGCAUGGAAAGGACAGGAUCUCAGGACAAUCCAGUAAUGCAAGUAGUGAUCCCAAAACAUGCCAUCUAUGCCAUAAGACUUUUGAAUUUCAAUAUGUGUUGAAAGAUCGUCGUAUUGUAUUUCACAAAGGAAAAAGCCUUUAUAAGUGUCCUCUGUGUAUGAAGGGUUUUGGGAAAGACAGGAGUAAAAAAAGAGGUUGUCCUUCAAGUGAAGUCUUCAAAAAAAGGAGGGAGCUAGGGUCAAAUGAAAACGUUGUCAGACUGAACUCGACCCGCAACAAGUGCCCUGACAUCUUCAAGUGCUCCUUUUGUGAAGAGAUAUUUUCUCGGUGCAUGGACCUGAAGAGCCACUACAGUCGUACUCAUCAAUUUACGGGACCAUUCCCCUGCCCUUCUUGUCAGAAGACUUUUGUUUCAUUAACUGAGCUGCGCUUACAUCAAAGAAAUGAGUCCACUCCUUACCAAUGCUCUGUGUGCCAGCGAUCAUUCUUAUCACUCGAUAAGCUGACUGUUCAUGAGAGAAUUCACACAGGGGAAAAACCGUACCUCUGUGUUGAGUGUGGAAAAGGUUUCCGGGAUGCAAAAACCCUGGAAGAACACUCUAAGAUUCAUGUUGAGGGAGAACUCCACACCUGCUCCCAUUGUGGGAAAAGUUUCAAGAGAAAAGAGCUAUUGAAACAACACAUGUUAAAUCACAAAGAUGCUGCUUUCGUCUGCCCAGACUGUGGUAAGAAGUUUUUUCGGUUGGUAUGGUUAAGAAGGCAUAUGUUAAUGCACACUGGCGAAAGACCAUUCCUCUGUGAUCUCUGCGGGAAGGGUUUCAAAUCUACAGUUGAAUUGAGGUUACACACCCGGACACACACUGGAGAACGGCCAUUCAAGUGCCCAGAAUGUGAAAGAAGUUUUAAGCAGAAGUGUCAUCUGCAGAUGCAUCGGCGGACGCACACAGGGGAGCGGCCGUAUCCAUGCACCGUGUGUGAUAAACGCUUUUAUGUCAGCAAAGAUAGAAAACGACAUAUGCUCAUCCAUACUGGAGAGAAGCCGUUCAAAUGUCAAGUAUGUGGCAUGGCUUUCAACCGUAAAGGGCAUUUGAGGGUACACCAACAAACCAAGAGGUGUUCAUAUAGGCACACAAGUCCCCUACAUAACACAUCAUUAUAAUAAUAAGUGGUUUCCUGACUGUGACAGAACUGGGCCUGUUCCUUUAAUCCACACUCUUAACAUGUGCAUACCAUCAAAUAAUAAUAUGAAGCUAAGAAAAAGCAUUUGUUUACAAAGUGACAACAAUAUAAACAAUGGAGUAGUAGCCUAUGUUAUUUUUUGUUACAGUUAUGAAUUUUGUAAAAAGAAAUUAACCUAAACAAGGACUUAUUAUGUAUGUGACUGUUAUUAAAUUGUAUUUUAAAGUUA